AUGCCUACUGCUCUGACACUAUUCAAAGCAAAUACUGCCCUCUCAGACAAUUGGUUACAAUCUUUCGAUGCUUGCGCUGUUGCUGUGCAAGGCAAUCUGGUCAUCAUGACUCCCAAUAUGCACUUCAUUCCAGAAUUUCAUCACUUCGACGCAGAAAUCUUACAAGCCUGCACAGAUGGUUGCUUUGGCGUCAUUGACUGCUUCCAGUGGCCUCAGGCUUAUGACAAUACAUUUUGCCAUGCCGCUUGCAUACCUCAAAAGGAGGCUUUUCCAUCUCCUCACCCACUUCAUUGGGCCUGGUUCACCCCUACCUGGAAUGACCUUGAGUCCAUUCCUGGGAAUUUGUUUCCUGUGGGCACACUGGUGUUGGAUAAGGUUGAUGGAUUGCAAACCCCUUUCAAACUGGCAGAACAACAACUCUGUGAGUAUAGACAGGCUCAGCCAGACAGAGGCCAAGUUAUAUAUGGCCGCCUUUUGUCCCUCUGCCACACUGUUGCACACUUGAAGUCGCACCCCCUCACUUUUUGUGAUCUUCUCAUUUUUGUCACCAAUGCUCAGCAUCUCUUUCUUGAUAUAUACUCUUACAUCGACAGGGUACUUAUAGCUCAACCUCUCACUACUUCAGGCCUUUGUCAUGUUGUUUGGGGUGAUUGGAUGGGCGCUUUUGUACAGAGUAGCGAUGUCUGCAAGAAGUUAUUCUGCACUGGUAUCCCCAUUUGGUAUGUUCGCACAAGUGCAUACAUUCCCCUGAACAUGAAGGUCAUUGAACCUGUUUUACUCACCCAUCUGGAUCACAUCAUCAUUGGCAUGUACACAGAGGGCAGCAAAGUUCACCCAUUCAAAGUGAUAUACUGCAGCCCUGGUGGUCAUCAUCAUCAUGUCCACGUUCACUGCCUAUAUGCAGGUACAACACACCUAGACCCCAAGGCAGACAACCCUCAACCAUCGUCCAGCUCAAAUUCCGGUCCUAAACCAAAACACCAGCCAUACUCCAUUGAAGCUCGCCCUGCAUGUCCUGCUCAGUCAGGCGAAUCCAGGGACAAGUGGCAGGACCCUGACACUCCUUACCUUCUGCUGCCAAACCUGCAUUGGGAAGCAGCAAUGAAAAUUGCAAUUAAGGACCAGUCACAUAUUCACACGCCCUACAUUAUUGAUCAGGGGUAUAGAUUCCUUGAGCCUGCUCUUCUUAUUGGCCCCAAACUGCCUGAAUGUCUGCAAACAUAUCUUGCCAAUUGGCUUGCAUCUCGUGCACUGUGGGUAGGCCAUGUCAACCACAAUCCUCCAUGCACUUAUCCCACUCCUCAACUCUGGUGCGACUUCCUUGGUAGUGUGCCUUCUGCCCAGCCACAAUCCCAUAAGGCUGACAGAAAGGGUCUUAUGGCCACCAAGAAGUGGAAGCAGGUGAUGUGGGAGUUGUUUGGUGAUGAUUUUCUAGAAUCUCAGGGUGAUGUAUUUUUGCCAGAUGGAGUUGUUGAGUUUCAGGGUGAAGAAAUCUCUGUCAGUAGUCUUACUAAUCCUUCUGCACUUCUAGCCCAGAAGGUCACAUGGGAGCUGUUUGAACUUGGCUUUCAAUAUGAGUUGUGGGAUCUUGAUCGUCACUUGGCACAGAGAGAAUGGAAGGAUGAUCCAGCUGGUCAUGAGCAACUCCUCCAUGGCGUCUUCCUGGGUGAUGCUGGUCUAGUGAUGUGGUCAGAGCCAUUUCUGUCAGAACAUUACAGGUUGUGGGAUAAUACCCUGAAGGGCUGUCUUCCUUACAUGGAGAAUUUCCGCCAACUGCUUUGCGAUUGGGAUGGUGUGCCACCUCUUCUUAUGACCCUGCUGACAUCAGACAACUUCACAGAUACAAAGUCUUGGGAAGUCAAGCCUCCCAUUGUACCCCAUUCACUUUCCAUGCAAUCAUGA
Messenger RNA from Suillus subaureus, 1902 nucleotides. RefSeq lists its product as uncharacterized. Bases 1 to 1902 code for a protein of 633 amino acids. The record is from RefSeq and is a predicted model, not a curated record. The transcript has 5 exons. Lineage: Eukaryota; Fungi; Basidiomycota; Agaricomycetes; Boletales; Suillaceae.